CAUCCCCUGCAUUACUUAUUCACUCCAGAAAACUGUGGCAGUUCUGUUGUAUCCUGUUUGCAAGCCACUUUGCAAUCUUUUCUGGUGCUAUUAAUUCUUGGAUCCCAAGUCCCUGUAGCUUUCCUCUGAAAUGCCAAUGGUAUGCCUGUCGGACUUUGAAGAUUAUGCUAAGCAGUACCUACCCAAGACCACUUGGGAUUUUUUUGCAGCUGGAGCAGAUGAGUGUUGCACCCGAGAAGACAAUAUCUUGGCAUAUAAAAGAAUCCGUUUUCGGCCACGCAUGCUACGUGAUAUGUCUGUUAUAGACACAAAGACAACACUUCUAGGGACUGAAAUCAGCUUCCCUGUAGGGAUUGCUCCCACCGGCUUCCAUCAGCUGGCUUGGCCAGAUGGAGAGAAAAGCACAGCCAGAGCGGCUGCAGCCAUGAACACCUGCUAUAUAACCAGCACGUAUUCCACCUGCGCUGUGGAGGAGAUAGCUGCGGCUGCACCCAGGGGCUUCCGUUGGUUCCAGCUCUACAUCCACCGCAACAGGGCACUCACAGCACAGCUGGUACAACGGGUGGAGGCCCUGGGUUUCCAAGGCCUAGUGCUUACUGCUGAUCUGCCCUACACUGGCAAGAGACGAGCUGACAUCCACAACAACUUCCAGGUCCCUCCACACAUGAAAGUGAAGAACUUUGAAGGAAACUUUGAAGAAAACAUAUGUACCGAGUAUGGACUGCCCCCUAACUUCAUAGAUCCUUCUAUAAACUGGAAUGACAUCUAUUGGCUGAAGAGCUUGACUCGCUUGCCCAUCAUUGUCAAAGGAAUUUUGACCAGAGAAGAUGCGGAUUUGGCAGCGAGACAUGGAGUUCAGGGCAUUAUUGUGUCAAAUCAUGGUGGAAGGCAACUAGAUGGAGGACCUGCCACUAUUGAUGCUUUGGUUGAAGUUGUGGACAUGGUGCAAGACAAAAUGGAAGUUUAUUUAGAUGGUGGAAUACGGACGGGAAGUGAUGUAUUAAAGGCACUAGCACUAGGAGCAAAAUGUGUCUUCAUUGGAAGGCCAGUCUUAUGGGGUCUGACCUACAAGGGUGAAGAAGGGCUACGAGAAGUUUUGCAGAUUUUGCAUGAUGAACUUCGUUUGUCAAUGGCCCUGGCUGAAAUUCUGCUCUGUCACAGGGAGAGGCAUACAGACACCACCAAUACAUGACAAUGCCUUAUACAUUGCAUAGCGAAUUUCACCAAGGCCAGAACUGGAAAGAGCAUCUUUGGGCAUCAUUUGGCCAACCUAAUAAGGACAGUUUUAAACUAGGUUCCACGGGGGAUGGUGAUCAAAAUCCUCCAGCAGCAGAGCAAAUAAUCCAGAUGGGAAAGGACCAAAAGAAGCAGAUCAACUUUGAGAAAGGCCUAAGGAGCCACAGAACAGCAACAAAUGAUACAAAAGGGAAGCAAGAAGAUCAAAAUGCAAACUACACCUGAUAGCUAUACAAAUGACAGAAGUAUAGGGAAUAAAAAAUAGGAGCUGGAAAUUGCAGCUUGUGAAAAGGAUUAUGAUCUGAUUGAUUUUGCAGAGCUCGCUUUUAUGACAGGAGAUUUUAUGACUGGAAUGUCAACACGAAGGGCUAUACUUUGUUUUGGAAGGAUAAGUUUGAGAGAAUAGGUGGUAGUGUCACCUUGUAUCUCAAAAACACAUACACUUGUUCCCUGGUUCAGAAAGAAGAAGAGAGCAGAGCAGAAUGCUUUAGGGUGAAGAUGAACCUAAUAAAAUGAUAGGGAUUUAUUAUAGGCCACCAAAUGAGGAAGAAGAGAUGUAUGAGGCUUUCUUCAAGAAAUUGACAAAAAUAUCCAAAAACUAUGGAGUGGUACUGAUGGGAGACUUUAGUUUUCUGGAUAUCUGGUGGAAGAACAAAACAACCAAACAUAAAAUGUUGAGUGACUUCCCAACUUUUAUGGAGGACAACUUUGCAGUCUAGAAGUUUGAGGAUACAACUAGGGAAUAAUCUAUUUUAGAUUUUGUCCUGAUUAAUAAGACCAUGUGGAGGAUGUGAAGGUGAUGGGCAACUUGGGAGGAAGAGAUGGUGAAACCAUGGGAGCAACAAAAAAUUAGGUUAGAUUUUAAAAAGGUAGAUUUCACCCAGCUUAAGAAGUUGAUAGGCAUGAUUUCAUGGGAAGAUACAGAGAAGGAUAAAAACACCCUGGAGGGCUGGGAGCUUCUAAAGGGAGCCCUAGGUAGAGUAGGAGGACCACAGCAGCUAAUAUCCUGCUUGUGUAGAACAAUGAGGCAGUGGAAGAUGGAUGAGGGAAGCUGUGAACUCUCCAUUACUGGAGGCAGGGAUGGAUUAACCCUUUAGUGAGCCCUAGGCAAACAAAUAUGUGGGCCCCGGGCAAGUUGAGACCCCCCCGCCUUCCCACCCUAGUGCUGCCGCCUGCAGGGAGCAGGGCUUGGAGCCACUGCUAGGAAGCGGCCGCAAUUGCAGUGAGACCAACAGAGGGGAAGGGAAGGGAAGGGAAGGAAAGGGAAGGGAGACAGACGGGGCCAUUUGCACUGCCACUGCUGAGGGAGGGACUGGAGCCCCCUACAGCUCAGAGCCCUAGGCAUGUGCCUAGUUUCCCUAUGCAUUAAUCUGGCCCUGACUGGAGGUGUUUAAGAACAGCUUGGACAGCCACUGGUCAAGGAUGAUAGAAGCAUAGCUAUGCCUAUGUUGUAUUACGGGUAUUUCCCAUGCUUCUGGGCUUUGCUGGUUGUCCCAUUGGGCUGGGGGGGGGACGAGGAAUUCUGUUCGAACCCCCCCUCCCCACAACCCUUUCUGCCGUGUGUCAGGGGAGGGGUUUUUUUAGCCAUCUUCAGAGGCAUUGGGUAUUGGCUGCAGCCAAAGCUGGAGAUGUUGACUAGGGUAUUUCAGUACUUCUGCUGGGACUUAAACUCAGAGGUUCCUGGCUAGAGGGUCUUGCCCUUCUACUCAGAGUCAAACCAACUGCCAUAUUUGGGGUCAGAAAGGAAUUUUACCCCAUGGUCAGACUGGUACAGACUGUGGGGGGGGGGGGGGGGUUGUCUUCCUCUCAAGCAGCAGGGGUGGCCCUCUACCUGGGAUCUCUUGAGCAUAUAUUAACAACCUUUCACUGAAACAGGACAUUGGCUGCUGUGGACUCUGGUCACCCUGCUUUUCCUGUGGCAGGUUAGGUUGCUAUGUCUUGUGUUGUGUCAGGAUUAGCACUCGAUUUACUAAGAGGUUCGAUCAUUGAUUGUACAGGGUAGUUUGGAUAGGGAUGAUGCUGCCUCAGGCAGGGGGUUCCACUACAUGAUCUAUGGAGUCUUACUUCUGUAUGAUUCUUUGUAUAAAAUCUAAUUAUUGGAAGGUCUUCUUAAAUCAGUAGCUCCCAACCUUUUUUUGCUUCAACCCUAAAUCCGGAUUGCAACCCCCACCCCCGCCACCAGCUCACUUAUGCCCGGCCGUGCCAGUAGAGCCCAGGCCGGGCUGGGAUCAUGGGGGGCAGUGGUGGUGAGAGCCAUGCAGACCAUGCAGUGGGAGAACCCCACAGGCAGGAGGAGGAGAGCAAGGGGCAGACCGCCUGCGACCCUGAUUUGGGUCGCACCCUGAGGUUGGGAGCUACUGUUUUAAAUUCAUGUCCGUACAGCUGCAGCAUGGAAAGCAGUGGAAGACAAACAGGCAGCUGGGGUGCAGCAGAUGGCUCCCUUGCCCUCUGCCCCACUGGCCACUUCUUCCCCCUGUUGCCUACCCCACUUGUGCCUGCACCCCCCAGCAUCUGCCCCAUCACCUCUGCCCCAUGCCUGCUGCCUGCAGCCUCUGCCUUCUGCAGCCUAUGCCCCUCACUGCUUUGCACAGCCUCUUGCCCUUCCCCCCACCAUUAUUAUCAGAUGCAGCUCCAGCCCCAUUCCCUCCCAGGCAUGGAGCACAUGAAAGUGUGGCCCAUGCCCAGGUAUGCAGCAGCAUCCUGGGGGUUGGGGCUGCCACUGUUGCUGACUGACCAAGGAAAGGACAUAGUUUCUCUGUGCUCUGGGCCCCAGGAAGGAAUGGAGCCAGAGCCAAACCCACAUCUUAGAGUAAGAAGUAAGGGAAGGGGCAGAGGCUGAGGGUUGGGGGGAGAGGUGGGGGGGCAGGCUCAGGGCUGAAAUCAGAGCCACAGCAGCCACCUGCCACCACCCCCCUCCCUCCACUUUGUACUCAAAUCCAGGACAAGGGGCUUUUUCCGUCAUGCUGGAUGAGGAGAAAAAAACUAAUCUUGGAUGAUUUGUGUAAACAUGGUCCUUUUUUAGCACAUGUCUAUUUCUAUUUGAACCUAGGGGCAAAGGUGAAUCCAUAGUGGGUGCAGUGGGUGGAUCUAUACCCCUUUUGGAUUGGACUCUACCACAGGAACUUCUGCAGGCUUUAGUCCCCUCCCCUUCCCUUUCCCUCUCCUCCCCCUCCAGCCAGGCUGUGGGAGCUGGGCUCUGCUGGGAACAGUGACAGUGGCAGUGGUGGGCAAUGGGUGGGAAGGACUGUCCCUCUUGCACCUGCUCAUGGGGGCCAGGCAGAGAGGGGGAACCAACCCCCUGCCCAUCUCUGUUGCUAUCACUGUGGCUGAGCCCAGGCCACUGGCUGGAGUGGUGAGGAGUGGCUUUGAAGCUUCUCCUGCUCCCAGGACAAUGAGGAAAGCAGCAAUGGCAGGCAGAGAAGCAGGGGAAGGGGUGGGAAAUGCUUAUCUGCUUUGGGAACUGAAAAAUUUUGAAGAGGCUCUCACAGUUCAUUCUGUGUGCACCAGUAUGUGGAGGAGACUGGGAGCAGGGGUACAGCCACUCCUACAGCAUGUGGGGUUGGUCCCGCACCCUCAUUUGCCAAAUCCUGGAUCUGUCCCUGCCUAUAGGUAAGUCUAAGUAACACGAAGGAGUAUAGCUUUUGCUUGAAAUAAGCAGGCCUAUAAAAAGUAGGCCCUCCUUGAGGUGGGGCAAGGGAGGACUCUGCCUGCUCCAUAACUCAAUAAAUAGGGAAGACACCAUUUUGGGAGAAGGCACUCAGCCAAGCUAGGUUGGAAUUCAUUGAGUGUUUCCUAUUGCCCACAAACUUUCCACAGUGCUAGCAAUCCCAUCACCUGAGAAAAAGCCAUGAAAGCUAGCAACACUGUUAAACCUCAAAGCUACCAUUGGGUUUCAGAGCAGCUACAUAAGAGGAGAUUUAAAGACUAAACUACCCUGGGGCGCCCUGGAAUUCUUGCUAAGCAGCUUUUUCCAUCAGGUGUAAAGAGAAAGAGAGUAGAGGGGGAAGAGGAGAGUGGUGGGUAAAGAGAUAAUUAUAGACUGACCAAGGCCUAAUGUAAGAAGUUCCUGAUUCAUGAUGACUCAGACCUCUGUCAGUACCUGCUGACAAGGGACUGUAUGUGAAGCUAUGAGAUGUCAGCACAGUCUAAAGCAGUGGUGGGCAAAAUGUGGCCCAGGGGCCGGAUGUGACCUGCCAGGCCAUUCUCUCCAGCCCGUGGGAACCCUAAAAAAUUUAGAAAAUUAAUAUUUAUCUGCCCUGGGCUGCCUGUCACGCAGCCCUCGAUGGCUUGCCAAAACUCAGUAAGCAGCCCUCUGCCCAAAUUAAUUGCCCACCUCUGGUCUAAAGGAAGCAGCCUGGAUGGACCCCAUGAUGUCUUAGCUGAGGUUUUCGCACAAUGGUUUUACCAGUAUGCUAUCUCUGACAACCCAGUUUAAGGAAAUAGGGCUUGGGUACUUUUUAUGAACAAACCAAUUUCACUAGGAAAUAGCACAGGUCCAUGUCAUAGAUUUAUUCUCCACCUGGAACCUGACCUGAAAGGCAUCAAAAUCUGCUGUUGUCUGGCAAAGGUGCAGCAAUAUUAGCUUGCUUCUAAGACAAUGUUUAAAAAGUGAUUUGGUUACAGUCAUUCCCCAGCUCUAUUAGCAGCAGCCCACUUCCUUACAGCAGAGAGCUACCACCUCCCCAACCGCUCCUGUCUCAAUUCCCAACUUUCCGUCUAUCUACUAGGGACACAAGGUUAGAGGAGAGAGUGGUCUCAGGAAAAGAGUAAAGAGGAAACAAAUCCACUACACUGCAGAGGGGCAGCUCCAAACUCUUCAUUUUCUGUCCCCAGGAGCUCUGCCUUUAUUAGGACUGAAUUUGCCUUCUGGUCCUGCUCACAGCACCUUGAGAUCUCUAGGGGUCUUGGGGUCUGCCUUUGCCCACCCAGUGUGCCUACGACUAUUUCAUGUUUGGAUUCAUGAAAGCCUUGUAGAUUUCUGGACUGACAAUAAUGACUUUAAAAACUUGUAGAACUCUAUUAGAAGUGUUAAAGCCAGGUGCCUGGCUCAUUUUUUUUUUAAAGAAAUAUAGUCUUUAUUCCUGUCACAGUGUCCAGGAAAUAGGAGAUAAAUAGCUACUGCAGAGUUGUCCUCACAAGGUUAUCAGUAUGAUACAUUAUUGUUUGUAGGGGAACAUCCUUGAAAUCUAUCAAAAUGCUUAUUUUGCUGUAAUUCCUGAGCUUUAUCUGUGUGGUUGCAAGUCUCUGUCAAGGUUUGUUAUCACUGGAACACAGAGAAGGGCCCUGAGUGAAGGACUGUGAAGUAUCAGUGGAGACACAUGUAUCUCAGACAACUUAAGUUCUAAAUAGGAUAAGCUUACUGAAAGCCUUUUACACCUGUUAAACUCCCAUUAAAAAAAGACAGCACCCAAAAGGCCACUUUUUAACAUCAUGGCUCUUCUCACCAUCCAAAUAAAAUUUGGGAAUAUGCCAACUACAGUAAAGAAACAACAAUAAUAGAAAAAUAGAGAGACCUCACUCUCUCUAGAUGGGCAUCCAUUGCUCAAGAUGUCAUACAAAAAUAAAGCAGAAAAUGUUAGAGUCUAAAUAGUCCAGGCAAACCUUUGUAGAAAGAGGACAUACAAGCAAUCUAGUAAAAGAUAAAAUGAGUAAUGAC
Molecule: messenger RNA, 6892 nt
Organism: Alligator mississippiensis (American alligator)
Lineage: Eukaryota; Metazoa; Chordata; Crocodylia; Alligatoridae
Gene: HAO2
Product: hydroxyacid oxidase 2
Exons: 8
Coding region: 131-1192 (353 amino acids)
Molecular function (GO): oxidoreductase activity; FMN binding
Source: RefSeq, a predicted model, not a curated record